AUGAAAUUGUUGGAACGCAAACAGCAAGAACUGCAGCGUGUAUCAACAGAAAUCCAGAUUCUUUCUCGCGGAAACCCGCAACAACAGCGUAAAUGUGCACGUUUACUAUACAUAUCUUGGCAGAAAAUCUCCAAUUUCAGGCUUGAUGAGCUAAAAAAGCAAAUAGAAACUAUUGGAGGAGAUACAGGAAGUGCCAAGAAGAAGCGCAAAAAAUUGGAGAAAGAAUAUGAGGAAGUAAGAGAAAAAGUUGGUAAAGGUGAAGAAAUGAAAGAAAGUGAGGGAGCUAACGACAGCACACUGUCGAUUCAAACCGAUGAAAACAUAUAUUUGGGUGAACAACAACCAGAAGUAAAGCCAAUUCAUAAGGACCAAUUCGGUGUAUAUGAACAAAUUAGAGCUACAGAUGGAGUUGAAGAACGAAUGCUUAAAAGAAAGAAAAUUGUAUCAGAAUCUGAAGAUGUAUUUACUCUUCGAAUAGCCAGCUUACGUGGCAUAGAAAAAGAUAUUGGUAAUAUGAUUGAACGAAUAGCCAGUCCUGCUAUAAUAAAAUUUGAGGAAGAAUUAAGGCUCAUCCGUAAGAGAAGUAUUAAGGAUAUCAGACUGCUAAAAAUAGAGAUAGCAAAAUUAGAAAAACGACUAAAUGAAAUCAAUUACAACUGCAGAACAUGUGAAUCAAGCAUGGCAAAAAUGAAUUUAACAACCAAAAGAAUGUUAUUUGAUUUAAUCGGUUUUGUAGUGUACAUUUUACGAAAUGCCUUAUAUCUUGUUGCACGAAUACGUGAUUUACUUGUCUCUCAAAACGAAAAUUAG
Molecule: messenger RNA, 810 nt
Organism: Thelazia callipaeda (thelaziosis nematode)
Lineage: Eukaryota; Metazoa; Nematoda; Chromadorea; Rhabditida; Thelaziidae
Source: the annotation of a GenBank genome assembly